Messenger RNA from Odobenus rosmarus divergens (Pacific walrus), 1065 nucleotides. It is a transcript of the gene RAD51AP1, whose product is annotated as RAD51 associated protein 1. Lineage: Eukaryota; Metazoa; Chordata; Mammalia; Carnivora; Odobenidae. The record is from RefSeq and is a predicted model, not a curated record. Gene Ontology annotation, molecular function: single-stranded DNA binding; double-stranded DNA binding. Gene Ontology annotation, biological process: interstrand cross-link repair; double-strand break repair via homologous recombination. The transcript has 10 exons. The coding region runs from base 1 to 1065 and encodes 354 amino acids.
AUGGUGCGGCCUGUGAGGCAUAAGAAACCAGUCAAUUAUUCACAGUUUGAGAAUUCUGACAGCGAUGAUGACUUUGUUUCUGCAACUGCACCUUUAAAUAAGAAACCCAGAACAACACCAAAGGACUUAAAACUGGAAACAAGGAAACCUAAACUGAAGAAUCUCCAGGAAGAAGAUAUCUCACUACAAGAGAAAACCCCUAAAAAAAGAUUCCUUGAGGGUACUUUUAGUACUCUAUCUAGUGUGUGCCUCAUACACAGUAAGAUGGCUUUAGAUGACAAGCUCUACCAGCGAGACUUAGAAGUCGCACUAGCUUUAUCAGUGAAGGAACUUUCAACAGUCACCAUUGAUGUGGAAGAGGCUCAAGAUAAAAGCACUGAAAAAUGUGGCAGCAGCGAAACCGGAACAACGAAUAAGGCUCCCCAUAUCUCCAAUUGCAGUGUAGCCAGUGAUUAUUUAGAUUUGGAUAAGAUUACCGAGGAAGAUGAUUUUCACAGUGCUCAAGGGAAAAGAAAAGCAGCAUCAAAAGCUGUGGUACAACAGAGGAAGAUUCUUUUGGACGGUAGUGAUGGUGAUAGUGCUAAUGACUCUGAACCAGACUCUGCAACUGGUGAAGAGUCUGAGGAUGACUCUGAUUUUAAUGAGAGUGAAAACGAUGAUGAAGACUUCACUAAGGGAAAAAAAGUGAAAGAAAUUAAGAAGAAAGAAGUAAGGGUAAAAUCCCCACUUGAAAAGAAGGAGAAGAAACCUAAAUCCAAAUGUGAUACUUUGGUGACUUCAGGAGACUGUGUUCCAGCUGCUGUGAAAUCAGAAUCUCAGCCUUCACCAAAAAAGGUUUCUCUUUCUUCAGAGGCCACUAGGAAAUCAUUACAAAUAUGCAGCCCUUCAGCUGAAAGCAGAAAACCUAAGUGGAUCCCACCAGCGGUAUCUGGAAGCAGCGGCAGUAGCAGGAGGAGGAGCCCCCCGGCAGGGGUGUCUGUUAAGUCUCCCAAUCGGAGUCUCCGCCUUGGCUUGUCCAGAUUAGCACGAGUUAAACCUUUACAUCCAAGCGCCGCUAGCAGCUGA